UUUAAUUAUUUGGAAACUAUUAAAUUUCUACACUGUGAUAUCUCCAAUAUUGAAGUGUUUUGUGAUCAGAAAAAAGUUUGGUUGGAAAGGAAACAGCAUUUGUAUAGUGUAUAUAUUCAUGGUAUUUUUCUUGGAAAAUGUCCAAGUUAUUUUUAUCAUUUGGUUAAAAAUAAUGAUAAUAAGUUAUAACUUGACUAUUUGAGGCUUUAUGUUUUAAUAUUUGUUGUUGUUGUCAAUAACUUUUAAUAUGCCGGUCAGAAUUUGGUUGGUAAUACAGUUGUUGAAACUAUUAAGUUAUACAUAUCCUAUACAUCAAUUCUUGGUCAAUUUGACUUAUUUAUAUAAAUUUUGUAUAUAGUUUUAUUUUAUGAUUUUCUAAACAAAAUCUAGUAGUAUUAAUUGAUAUUUAUAAAUUUAUGAUACAUAUUAUUAGCAUGAGAAAAAAAUGGUGUAAAUUUUUAUUUUCUCUAGAAGUUCAGUUUGAAUGUCUUUUAAGAGGUAUAGUUAAAAAAGAAAGAAACAAACAAUAUUUAUAUGGAUCAAAUAUUUUCUUCCUAGUUAUUUAUUUUGGGAAUUAAAUCCUCUAGAAACAAAAUUCUAUAAAUAUCUGAACAAAAAAUAUAAAUCGGUAUAUUACUGAAAAUCAGAUUACAAGUUUCAUCGGAAAACAUAGGCGAUGGAAAAACCGAUUGUUAGAUUUUACACUAAGUCAAAGAUGCCGCGGCUGCGAUGGGCCACUGAUCUCCAUCAAUAUUUUGUUUAUGUUGUUAAUCGACUUGGUGGCGAAAGAAAAGCAACUCCUAAGAAGAUUGUGCAGGCAAUGGGUGUGAAAAGUCUCACACUAUCUCAUGUGAAAAGCCAUCUCCAGAUGUAUAGGAACAAGAAGCGGAGAGACUCAGUACAAGCAGAAAGGAGAAUGAGACGAGAAAUGAGGUGGCGGCAAUCUCAACAACACCUUCAAAUCUAUGAACGCCUUCGAGACGCUAUCGAGUUUAUGCAAAAUCAACGAAGGUUCAUGCGAUAAUUGAUCUGCUAUAUAUUAUCAAGUAUCUUUUAAAAAAUGCAACCUCAACCUUGAAUUAAUAACAAUUUGAACUUGUUUAACAUUAUUUUAUUGCUUGUGUGGCAGCGUUACAAUAAUUUUAAUUAAACAAACUUUAAAUUAAUAAUUUAUUCUCUAAGUAAUAUACAAGUCCCAAAUAUUAUGAUAUUUUUGAUUGAUUGUAUUUUUGAAAAGUGGUAGUCAAC
Brassica napus (rape) is the source of this 1248-nucleotide messenger RNA. RefSeq names its product putative Myb family transcription factor At1g14600. The record is from RefSeq and is a predicted model, not a curated record. NCBI's taxonomy places the organism in Eukaryota, Viridiplantae, Streptophyta, Magnoliopsida, Brassicales, Brassicaceae. The transcript has 4 exons. The coding region runs from base 677 to 1024 and encodes 115 amino acids. Gene Ontology annotation, molecular function: DNA-binding transcription factor activity; DNA binding.